This is a messenger RNA of Diabrotica virgifera virgifera (western corn rootworm), 2747 nucleotides long. Its product is annotated as ankyrin-1. Gene Ontology annotation, cellular component: cytoplasm. Gene Ontology annotation, molecular function: protein binding. The record is from RefSeq and is a predicted model, not a curated record. Bases 492 to 2069 code for a protein of 525 amino acids. Lineage: Eukaryota; Metazoa; Arthropoda; Insecta; Coleoptera; Chrysomelidae. The transcript is spliced from 2 exons.
CUAUCUUCAUAUAUAUUUUGAUUUUGAUUUAAUCUUUUUGAACUUGAACUUUAGUUACAGUCAAUUUAGUGUAAAAUCCUUAGAAUAUAAAAGAACGGUUGAUUUUAAAGAAAGGUUUAUUUUAUAUUCUAAGGUAAAAUCAAUGAAUAUAGAUAAAAAAUUAUUAUUGGUAAAAUUGGUCUAAAUAUUAUAAGUAUGUAAGUACUCUAGACAUAAAAUCAAGUGUAUAUAAUUGGAAGGAAAACAAGAAAUUAGCCAGGAAACGCGAACAAUACAAAUAAAAUAUAAUCACUUGGAUGAUGCUGUUUUUAUGGCUUUAAAUGUGAAGUUCAGGAGGAAUCCAGUAAGCAAAGUACUCAUAACAUACAUGGUUCUUUAGACUUGAAACAAAUGUACCAUAAAUACUGAAAUAGACCAGUUUCUGAAAUACAAGGAAAGACUUAACCAACUCAAAGAAAACCAAAACAUUUGAGAAAGGCAAGCAUUUAAAAAUGGAUAGCAGUGAAUCGCUGUUGAUGUUAGCAAUAGACCGUGAGGACUGCGCCGAAGUUGCCAGAUUACUAGACAAGGGUGUGAAUAUAAAUUAUAUAGAACCGACGACAGGAUAUUCACCAUUACACAGAGCUGUAGAAAGGGAAAAUUUCGAGAUAGUAGAACUCUUACUUAAAAGAAAUGCCAAUGUUAACGCCCGUGCACGCGUCGAUGCAGUUCCGCCUCCGUUUAUUGUACCGCCGCCUUUACACAUGGCAGCUAUGUCAGGACGUCUUGAUGUGGUAACAUUGUUGAUCUCAUAUGGUGCAUCUUUAGAAACCAAAAAUAUAUUUGGAUUACUACCGAUACACAUAGCAGCACAAGGAGGAUAUCUUAAUAUAGUUAAAUACUUUAUAGAUAAUGAAUUGUACCAUGUUGAUACUUGUAAUAUCAACCUUCGGACGCCUUUAAUGUAUGCUGUCGCGGCGUGUCACACAGAAAUUAUUGAAUAUUUACUUCAAUGCAAUGCCGAUGUUAGGAAAGCAGAUGUGUAUGACAGAACAGCUUUGCACUGUGCAUGUGAGGUAAAUCUUGAAAAUGUUAUCGAGAUAUUAAUCGGAAAAGGUUCUAGCCUCGAUGUUAAAACGUCCAGUGGAGAAACACCUCUACAUAUAUGCGUUAGGAAGGGAUACCUUGGAGCAACAAAGCGCCUUGUAGAAAGCGGGGCAAGGUCUUAUCUAGAACGAGGUGAUAGUGGCAACAGCCUAAUACACUUAGCGGCUCAGUGCAAUCAAAAAGAAAUGCUGGAAUAUUUCUUCAAAAUGGGAAUUAGUGCUGAUUUUCAGACAGUAGAUGGCUACUCUUUGUUGCAUGACGCUGCUACAUUUGGCCGAUUACAAAUGGUUAAGUUUUUACUUAAAAAUGGAGCAAAUAUCGAGGGUAAAAUUAUUUCUAGUGGCACUACUGCUUUACAUUUAGCUUCAAGUUCUAAUCACUAUGAGGUUAUAAAAGUUUUAUUAACGAAAGGAGCUGAUGUAAUGGCAAUAGAUAUAGAAGGUCGAAGACCAUUGGAUUAUUUGUAUGAAUAUCUUAAUUCUGAUUCAAAAUCAAUAUUUUAUAUGAAACAUAGUUGGAGACUGUUAGUAACACACAUGUUAUUAUUUUACAAGAAUAUAGAAGUGCCAGUGCCUAGAAAAUUUUUUUAUCUAAACAAAUUUAAACAGAAGUGCCAAGAAGAAAUCGAACAAAUGAAAACUUGUGUGAUAGAAAAUACCUCGGUGUCCUUAUAUAUCUUUUUACAAGCCUUACGUAAUAAAACUAAAUUAUUACAUUUUUUACGCAACCACGAAUUACAAGAAGAAAUGAACAAUAUUAAGCAGUAUAUUGACAAAUAUCCGAUUUACUCUAGCCUUUUGCCAAUGGUCUUAGACAAAGUACGUAACGGUAAGGAAAGACUACUAUUACUGGAAAAAGCUGGUACUGCAAUGGAUAUCAUUGUUCCAGAACUUAUAUUCGAGUGUAAAAUAAACAUCUUGCAAAUGCUAAACAAUGAGGACCUUUCUAGACUAAUCGAAUCUGUAAAAAUCGAGUUUUAUUAGCCAUGUUUUUAGUCAUUAUUUUUCUUCCACGUUGACUGCUUUACUUUUACUUGUUCAUCGAUAGCACUUUCUGUACUUAUUUUAUUACUCUCACCUCACUGACUACACACACAUGUUUUUUAACAAAAUAUUUUUAUACUAUUUAGAUCAUUUCACAGUGGUCGAUAUAAACUUUUUAUUUUAACCCACGUAGAUAGAUAGAUAGAUUUAUUUAACUACUUUACAAAAAAUUUGUUUGUAGCAAGUCAAAAUUACAAGGUAUAUAAAAUAGAAAUAUAAAACAUAACUUAUAAAUAUCACAAACAAGAACAUAGAUUAACAAAAAAAUAUUUUGUGUCACGGUAAGCAUUUCAGUAGAUGUUCUGCAAUGAGUCAUAUAUUCUUCCGAGCAAUAAAAGCAAUGUUUCAACAGAUACCUUUUUAUGACUUUUUUGAAACUGUUACAGCUUAUCUGUUUAAUAUCUUUUGGUAAAAUAUUGUAAUAGUUAUAAUUAAGACAAUUUUUAUCUGUAGGCACGUACUGUAGGUAUAUGAUCCAAUUUUUGAGUGCGUCAGAACAUUCCACGCAUAUUUCAUGUACAAUGUCCUAUAGGUACCUAUUGUCAUUAACUUUUUUGAAAAUAAUUUGUGAUUUAUUAUAAUAAUUAUCAAUAAAUAAAGAAAAUUAUUUGUUACAUA